AUGGCGUCCCAAGUACUUCUACUCCUUCCCCUCGUAACACUGUUCUUCCUGUUUUUUCCUCAGCCUGCAAAACAAGAAAGCGCACCGAUACCUGCAUUUGCAUUCGGUUGGCUUGACGAGAAAGAUAGUUUCGCGGCGGGUGACAUAGCCACGAUCAAAGUCACAGUUCUCGGGAAUUACGACACCGGAAAAUACGAUUCCCCUUUUAACCCCAACAUCACGGUCAAUGACAGGACUGGAAAUAGCAGUUUUAUUACCGGGUUGAUUUUGAAUUUUAAUGGCGGCACUCAAAACUGGAGCAUUUUAUUUACCCCCAUCAUGGUCGGCUUAUUUCACGUGCUUAUCGAGGAUGUACAUUUUCGUGUUAUGGACGCUUCAUUGCAGUUCCAAGUCGAACCAGGCCUAAUGUACCCGGCAGCAGGAAUAUUAUCGUGGGCCGAUGGAGUAGACGAGUUUGUAGCCGGAACAAGGGCUGAAAUAUUGAUCCUUCCGAAAGAUGCGUUCGGAAAUAACGUUUCGUUAGACGGCCAAGGAUCUGCAUUUCAUCAUAAUUUCACGCUGUUUGCUUUGACCCCAAACGGCUCGUCAGAAAAUUUGCUUGAUAUAGCCCACAAAGGUUGGAAUCAACAAGGCUAUAUAAGUAUCGAGUUUAUUACAAUCACGGCUGGAAGUUUGUUUCUUCAUGUGGAGAUUGAGAAUCAAACUCUCCACGACUCGCCUUUGCCGUUCUCGGUUAUUCCAGGAAGUCUGGAUGUGCACAGCUGUAUCGCUCGUCUAAAUAUAGAAACAAAGUAUUUCCAAUUAUUUUCGAAGAUGGAAGGCUCGAUACACCAGCACGACCAAUAUGGAAACCUAGUCCCACAGCUUUACGCAUUUGACAUUGAAGUUAUUGAGUUUGGAACUAACUUGUCGAUGCCAGUAGCCGAUUUAAUAUUGAAAGAUAUAAGCCCUGGGAUCCAAUCGUUUACCUUCAGCCUGCACGAGCCUGGAAAAUUCACACUUUUUACAGGGAAUUCGAGUCACAAGGCUAGCGACUUUGAUGUUUACUAUAUUCCAGAGAAAAGCGGAUAUGAUGAGAUACGUGUUUUUUGUGGGAAUAUUCCGUUGAACGGUGGUAAUCCAUUUAGAAAUAAAGUGUCUCCAGGAAAUGUCAAUGUAUCGCUCUCGGGAGUCGUGAAAUUUGCUGAGAAAGUCCCAAAGCUGAUUAAGAAUGAGAUAAUUGUUCGACUUGUUGAUUCUUUUCAUAACCCUGUGUUACAACAAGAAUCAAAGUUGAAAUUAGAGAUGGCUUCAAUCAACAAAUCAGCUUCUCGGGUAUGGAAUUUUACGGACAACAACGAUGGAUCAUAUCGUGCAAAAUACCUCGUACAUGAUAUUGGCACGUACGAAAUAUGUGCUUCUUACAAUGUACAACGCUUCGCACCCUGUCCAUUUGGCGUGAAUGUUUACCAUAGUGAAUAUUUUCCUAAAGCCUACAAUGAUACGAUUCCGGUGUGGGAGGAUGAGUCGGUUGCUUUUAACGUCCUAGAAAAUGAUUAUUUUGCUGGUGGGAAUGCGAGUAUUCUCAAGUAUACUAAGCCAGGCCAUGGCUCGAUUCUGCAGAGCGGAGCCUUCUUUAGGUACACGCCAUACAGAGGGCUUUACGGAAAUGAUACUUUUUCUUACACGAUAACCGACAUCAAUGGGAACCUUGCUUCGGGUGCUGUGGAUUUACUUAUCCUCUGCAGGCCUCCUCAGUUUGCUUCCUUUCCUAGUAAUUUGCUAGCCACUGAGGAUGAAAUCAGUCCCAGAUUUGGCGGUUUCUCCAGAUUUGAGAUUACAUAUUCAGAUUCAUCCGAGAACAUCAGUGUUACACUUAGCUCGAAAUCUGGGAAUAUUUUGUUAUUUCCCUCACAAAUGCAAUUUUGGCAGCCGAGGUUGAAUGAACUUUCCGUUAACAGAGGGUCCCAAAUGCCUAAUGAACUAACUUUGGUAGGCUUUAUCGAUGCCAUCAACUCUGCCCUUCAGUCGAUCCAAUACUUGGGAAAUGCGAAUUUCUGUGGACCCGACACGAUUCGAGUUUCGACCAUGAACAAGAACGGGAGGAACGACUUGGACGUGCCUAUCUACGUGCAGCCAAUUAACGACCCUCCUUUCAUAAAUAUUCCCUCGUUUAUUGUCAUGGAUGAUUUGAGUGAUGGCGUGCUCGUUUUUGGUCAACAAGGUGGAAAAUUCGACUUCAUUGUCGAUCCAGAUGUUGAGAAUUUUCCUGGCAAUAGGUCUCGGUUUUCAAUCAUGGUGUCGAUGGAGGUGAGUGCCGGGCUAUUGUCCACAAGCCUUCCUGCAGAGCUAAUUGGGUCGACCGAGGUUAAAACGAAGACCGGUUAUCAGUGGCAACCAUUGCUGACAUUUGUCACCAUCUCAAGGCACUUUUUGGUGAAAGCAAAAGGUAUUCGGUUUCGAGGCCCGAUUGAUGAAAGCAACAAUAUCCUGAGGCAAUUAUCAUAUCAUGAAGGUGAACACGGUGCGGUCCUGACCCUGUCAGUGAAUGAUUUAGGAAACCAUGGAUGCUACCCAGACUGUGCUGAGAUGAUGUCGGUAUCUCUGUUUGCUGAGUCCAGUGUAAAUAUCGUCAAACACAGGCCGAUGAGUUCACUGGCAGCUCAUACAUUAGGAUCAGCAAUCGUGGUUGAAUCUUUUCUGGUGUUUUUUCUUGGAUUGGGGCUUUUGUUUUACACUAAUUGCAGUUAUUCAAUGGACAGUAGCUUGACGAUCAAUAUUUCUGUCCUUGAACAUAUCCCCUCGACUCAAGGAACCCUAGUUAGUAAGAGUCUCAAGGAUCAUAAUUGUUGGGAAGACCUAAAAAAUGAGGUCCCAAAAAGCACCAACACCAUGGAAAAUGUGCAUCCUAGAGAAUAG
This is a messenger RNA of Striga hermonthica, 2898 nucleotides long. NCBI's taxonomy places the organism in Eukaryota, Viridiplantae, Streptophyta, Magnoliopsida, Lamiales, Orobanchaceae. The record is from the annotation of a GenBank genome assembly.